CGAGCGCCUGAGGCCGUUCCGCUCCUCUGCGCCGCUCAACACCACCGAGCUCUAAAUGUCCGCGAACAGCGGCGCUUUCUGCCCUUAAACCGGGAGAUAUCCGCGGUUCCUGCGUGAGGAGGGACGUUUGCGGGGUGAGAGAGCGGCGACCGGUUGGAGCUGCGAGGUCUGGAUUUAAAACGUUGAAGAAUUCUGUUCUGCUCCCAUGGAUAGCGAGGGUGUGAGCAAAUGAUCCACUCUUGAUCUCAUGGCUUCCCUCUUGCCCUGACGUCUUGGUUUAACCAGGAUCCAAAAUGAGCAUAAGCAGCGAUGAAGUCAACUUCCUGGUGUACAGAUACCUGCAGGAGUCGGGCUUCUCCCACUCGGCCUUCACGUUUGGCAUAGAGAGCCACAUCAGCCAGUCGAACAUCAACGGAGCGCUGGUGCCGCCCGCUGCCCUCAUCUCCAUCAUCCAGAAAGGCCUGCAGUAUGUGGAGGCUGAGGUUAGCAUCAACGAGGACGGCACGCUGUUCGACGGGCGGCCAAUUGAGUCGCUGUCUCUGAUUGACGCGGUGAUGCCGGACGUGGUGCAGACCCGGCAGCAAGUGUACCGGGACAAGCUCGCUCAGCAGCAGGCCGCUUCGGCCUCCAGCACCUCCGGCACUGCUGGGGCCAAAAACGGCGAGAAUGCUGCAAACGGAGAGGAGAACGGAGCACACAACUUACCCAAUCAUCACUCUGACAUGAUGGAGGUCGACCGGGCGGUGGAGAUCCCGGCCAGUAAAGCCAUGGUGUUGCGAGGUCACGAGUCUGAGGUGUUCAUCUGUGCCUGGAACCCUGUCAGCGACCUUCUCGCCUCCGGGUCCGGAGACUCGACGGCGCGGAUCUGGAACCUGAGUGAGAGCAGCUCAGGCGGAUCCACACAGCUGGUGCUACGCCACUGCAUCCGAGAGGGAGGCCAGGAUGUGCCCAGCAACAAAGACGUCACCUCACUGGACUGGAAUAGUGAAGGUACACUUCUAGCCACGGGCUCCUAUGAUGGCUUUGCCAGAAUAUGGACUAAAGAUGGAAACCUUGCCAGUACAUUGGGGCAACACAAGGGUCCCAUAUUUGCUCUCAAGUGGAACAAGAAAGGCAACUUUAUCCUUAGUGCUGGUGUUGAUAAGACCACAAUCAUUUGGGAUGCACACACGGGAGAAGCCAAACAGCAGUUUCCAUUCCAUUCAGCUCCCGCUCUGGACGUGGACUGGCAGAGCAAUAACACGUUCGCCUCCUGCAGCACAGACAUGUGCAUCCAUGUUUGCAAGCUGGGCCAGGACAGACCAGUCAAGACAUUCCAGGGCCACACGAAUGAAGUGAAUGCAAUCAAGUGGGAUCCGACCGGCAGCCUUCUGGCCUCCUGCUCCGAUGACAUGACGCUAAAGCUUUGGAGUAUGAAGCAGGACACGUGUGUUCACGACUUGCAAGCCCACAGUAAAGAGAUUUACACCAUUAAAUGGAGCCCCACUGGACCGGGAACCAACAACCCCAACGCCAAUCUUAUGCUGGCCAGUGCGUCGUUUGACUCGACGGUGCGACUGUGGGAUGCUGAACGUGGCGCGUGCAUCCAUACGCUCACCCGGCACCAGGAGCCCGUUUACAGCGUGGCCUUCAGCCCUGACGGGCGGCAUCUGGCCAGUGGCUCCUUCGACAAAUGUGUCCACAUCUGGAACACACAGAGCGGUGCUCUAGUGAACAGCUACCGGGGGACGGGGGGCAUUUUCGAAGUGUGCUGGAACUCCACCGGAGACAAAGUGGGAGCAAGCGCGUCGGACGGAUCAGUUUGUGUAUUAGACCUGCGGAAAUGAUGCUGCCAACCGGGGAAGCCAUGGACCGACUAUGAAUGUGUACAUAGCCAAAUUCACUGACUGUCCCUGGCCCUGGGUCUGCUGAUCUGAGCUCUGGACCCAAGAGAGCCCUUUCAGAGAGGACACACUGUUCCACGCAUACACACACACACAGGUGUGAUAAAGGACUGUUAUUUUCCCACACAGGACCCAUGACCAAUAAAUCACCAGUGUACAUCUGUUA
Molecule: messenger RNA, 2049 nt
Organism: Pygocentrus nattereri (red-bellied piranha)
Lineage: Eukaryota; Metazoa; Chordata; Actinopteri; Characiformes; Serrasalmidae
Gene: tbl1xr1b
Product: tbl1x receptor 1b
Exons: 16
Coding region: 294-1826 (510 amino acids)
Biological process (GO): regulation of transcription by RNA polymerase II
Cellular component (GO): histone deacetylase complex
Molecular function (GO): transcription corepressor activity; protein binding
Source: RefSeq, a predicted model, not a curated record